ACUGCAUGCACUUGAUUAUGGCGUCCGAUUUUGAAUUGUUCAUACCGACGAAUGUCUCCUUCCAAGACUACUUUGCCAUCAUCCAGACCGCACGAGCGUGGGCGGACGGCUAUGAUCUCAAGUCCUAUUCCCACCUCAUCGGAACGCUGGCCCCCCAAGUGAUAAUCGAUUACACCGACGUAAACCCCGCCUGGGGACGCAAAACUUACGACCAUGAAGCCUUCGUCCAGCUGUGGCUGAGCGAAGAGCACCUGGGAAAUCCCGCCAUGAAUACUCAACAUCUUCUCGGAAUGCCGUAUAUUGAGUAUGCCGGUCCGGUGCGCUCCGAAACGAGCGAGGGGGUCGUCCCAACUCAGAGUGGUGCCGUGGAGGAAAUCCAAGUCAAGUGGCAGAUUCUCGCGAGUCACGCGCGCAGCCCGGAUCGUCAGGCGGGCGAGGAGAAGACGUCGGCUGUCAUCGACGAGACUUCUGAUCAUCGGGCGUACAUGACGCAUGUAUUUCGCAAGCUGACGCUGGAGGUGCCCGGGCAAGGAACCGUGACUCGUUGGCGGAUUGCUCUCAUCAAACCAUCGCCAAUUUACAUGGAGGGUGAUUUUGGCCGUUUGCGCAGGCCAGCUGGAGCUCCUUGAUAGUACUCAAAUCUUACGCUUCGCAAAGAAU
Messenger RNA from Neohortaea acidophila, 660 nucleotides. RefSeq lists its product as uncharacterized. NCBI's taxonomy places the organism in Eukaryota, Fungi, Ascomycota, Dothideomycetes, Mycosphaerellales, Teratosphaeriaceae. The coding region runs from base 6 to 629 and encodes 207 amino acids. Gene Ontology annotation, molecular function: scytalone dehydratase activity. The record is from RefSeq and is a predicted model, not a curated record. The transcript has 2 exons. Gene Ontology annotation, biological process: melanin metabolic process.